AUGGAGGAAACUCGAAGUGAUUCACCGGAUACCAAUCAAGGGCAAAAUUCGAAGACGUCGUUUUUGAUUGAGGAUAUAUUGUAUCGCGGUCAGAGGACCUUUAAGCAGCCUGAUCCUAGGCGAUUUGAAUAUGAUAGGGAGCCUAAAUAUUUUCCUGUGACGAAUGAAGUUCGACCAGUGCCUAGAGAAGGGUCGUAUUUACAAGUGAUGGGUGCUUUGGGCGCGUAUCUUCAUACGCCAAAUACAUAUAAAGCAGUGGAAACGCCGUAUUUUCUUUCUCAAGGUGUUCCUUACCAUGCUUUGUUCACUCCAUCCGAGCUAUCUCUCUCCGCACUGAAGCACUGCCGACGAAGGAAAGCAAGGACCGUCUUCUCCGAUCCUCAACUUACGGGUCUAGAAAAACGCUUCGAGUCUCAACGUUACUUGUCAACUCCUGAGCGGGUGGAGUUAGCAGGAGCUCUCAACUUAUCAGAGACCCAAGUGAAGACCUGGUUCCAGAAUCGACGGAUGAAACACAAGAAGCAAAUGAGAAAACAACAGCAACAAAGAGGUUCUAUUGCUGUGGAUUUUACGACAAAACAUCCAUCACAACCUGUGGAAAGAAAGGAGGAUUCUAGAAUGUCGACUACACAAACUUCAGAGUCGGAAACGGAGCAUAGUGACAGUGACAUCGAUAUCGUGGGGGAAAGCAACUACACAAAUUACAAUGGCACG
Molecule: messenger RNA, 714 nt
Organism: Brenthis ino (lesser marbled fritillary)
Lineage: Eukaryota; Metazoa; Arthropoda; Insecta; Lepidoptera; Nymphalidae
Source: the annotation of a GenBank genome assembly